This is a messenger RNA of Parasteatoda tepidariorum (common house spider), 1188 nucleotides long. Its product is annotated as bombyxin B-2. Gene Ontology annotation, molecular function: hormone activity. The record is from RefSeq and is a predicted model, not a curated record. Gene Ontology annotation, cellular component: extracellular region. NCBI's taxonomy places the organism in Eukaryota, Metazoa, Arthropoda, Arachnida, Araneae, Theridiidae.
GAAAAACUAUUGAACUGUAUAAAUCGUAAUAACUUCAAUGUCUAUUUUGGUCUGAAAAUUAUUUAUUUUUUUUCGUGAUUAACUUAUAUACGUGGGUUGUGAACUGCGCAAGAACUCGGUUAUCUUUAAAUGCUCGCAAUUCUAUAGCAAAUCCUCUUUUUUCACCAAGAACUUUCAACUAUGUUUCCACAGACAAUAACGUUUUUAGUUUUAAUUUUUUGUAUCAACCUAUGGCAAAGCCAAGAAGUAGAAAGUGUAAGAUUAUGCGGUCAAAAAUUAGCAGAUUUGCUUAAUUAUAUUUGUCAGAAUUCUGGUGGUUUUCAUUCACCAAGCCAUAAACAAACUGAAGAAAAUAUCUCGGAAAGAUCGGAAGGAGUUGUUGAAGAAUGUUGCAGAAAAUCAUGUAGUCAAUCUACACUACUUUCAUAUUGUGCAGGACCGACAAAUGAGGACAUUUCUUUUCUUAAUAAUUUAAACAAUAUUAAUGCAAAUGAGGAUACUUACAUUGUGGAAAAUCAGGAAUUUGGCGCAACAACUUCUUCAUUCCUGGAAUACAGCAACAUUCAGCCUAUAAAUAUUGGUCAAACAGUGAGAAAUAGACCAAUUUUUAUCGUUUUACCACAAGCUGAGGAAAUCAGCAGUGAAGAUUUUAAAAUAUGACUCGAACUUUCUAAGCAGCAGAGAUGACUUCGAACUGUUAUUAAACCUCUUUUGAAAAUUAUUUUCCAAACAUUGUACUUGUGAUAAAUAUUUUUAUAAUUACUAUAAGCUAAAUUACUGUUCUUAGCUUAUUAGUUUUCUGUUUGUAUCAAGGCUAAACUCUAUCAGUAACCUAACUGUCAUGUCUAAAAUGGAUUGUCACAAAAGCAAUGUUGCCUCUGAUAGAUUGGUUGUGCCAUCUACAUAAACAAUGGUUGUCAUUAGCUCCAUUUUAUCUGGACAAAGCUAACUUAUAAAAGGAGAUAAAAUAUGAUUUAUCACGUUUAAAAAAUCCCAGAAUAAUGUAAAGCCAUAACUAUUAAUAUUUUUAUAAAUUAGAAAUGUUCUUAAUAAUCACUUGUAUAGUUAUAUAGUAUUUAAAUCAAUGAAAACGUUUGAAGUAAUAAAGAGAGUUUGAAACAAAUAUUGUUUUGCUUUAAAAUAAUUGCAUGAAAUAAUUUCUUUACAACAUUGUGUUUGCUUUUCAAA